AUGGGCAACAGGAGCAUUGUGUCGAGCUUGUUCAACAUUGCCUGCAGAAUAAACAACCUUCCUCUUGAUCACACCCAUCAACUGACACAGUCUGUGCAGUACUCUCUGAAGUGCCCCUGUUCCGGGAGGCCGACUGGAAGACCAAAAAGGAGAGGGAGACAUGAGAAAAAACUGAAGAAACUGUGCCGGACAAAGACCCUGCUGUUCUCCCUGGCUCAGUGCUACCAGUAUCUGAACUCACAUGCAUGA
Messenger RNA from Knipowitschia caucasica, 249 nucleotides. The record is from the annotation of a GenBank genome assembly. Lineage: Eukaryota; Metazoa; Chordata; Actinopteri; Gobiiformes; Gobiidae.